Molecule: messenger RNA, 246 nt
Organism: Prorocentrum cordatum
Lineage: Eukaryota; Dinophyceae; Prorocentrales; Prorocentraceae
Source: the annotation of a GenBank genome assembly
GACGUCGAGCUCAUCGCCGUGGACUACCCUGGGAGGAACAAGCUGCUCAAGGAGAAGCCACACACGUCCAUCGAGACGCUCGCCCCAGACCUCCUGGCGAAGGUUACGGCAAAUAUGGCGAAGCAGGCGGUGCAGGAGGUGAAGGCAACUCUGUACGACAAGGUGGCCGACGGUGUCCCCUACGUGGUAUGGGGGCACUCCGUGGGCACCUGGGUCGCCUUCGAGUUCAUGAUCUUGGCGCGGAAG